GGCGGGGGUGAUGGCCCUGGGUGUCGCCGCCGCCGCCGCCGCAGCAGGAACCGAAGUCGCCGCCGCUGCUGUCUCCUGGAUAGCCGGCUUCCCGCGCGGUGGCUCGGCCGGAGCCCGCAGCCAUGGAGGAGUUCAUCGUGAUCUCGGACGACAGCGGCUCCGAGAGCUCCGGGGGGGCCCGGUCGGGCCGGGCGCGGAGGCUCCGUCGGGCCGUGUCCCGAACCACCAGCGCGCUGCCCCGCCGGACCGUGGACUUCAUUGACUUAACUAAAGAAACCAGACCAAGGGCAAAGGAUCACAGUGGACUCUGUGUGAUCGACCUGACAAGAACUGACGAGGAGACUAGGCCUAUUGCCACCCUUGACUUGACUGUAGAACCUGUUGCUCCUUCUCAGAAGGAGCCCACAGGUGUUCAGACAUGUGUCAGCCUCUCCAGCAAAGAGGUGAUGGAUGGCCGGGUAGACCGAAGCUCUUGGCCUGUUGCACAGAGAAUCAUUAACAGUGAUCCUGUGGAUCUGGACCUGCUGGAAGAGACCACAUGUGAAGGUCCCCAACCUCCCACAUCCAUCAGUGGAGGCUCUGUUUAUCCAGUGGAGCCGAGCUGUAGCUCAACAACAUUUAAAGGUGACCUUGGCUUCUUGGCAAGCCUACAGCUGACUUCAGAUGUUCCCUCCCUCUCCCCAACAGGCAAUAAUGGUAGCAGCAACAAUCAAAGGGCACCACUGCCAUGCCCAUUGCAAACCUCGCCAUGCCCACCACGAGCCUCUUCAUGCCCACCACAAGCCUUGUCAUGCCCACUACAAACCAUGCAGUGCCGACUAGAAACCUUGCCUCACCCACCUCAAGAGAUGCCAUGCCUUCCUCGAGAUGUGCCAUGUCCUUCUCGAAUGGUGCCAUGCCCUCCUCAAGGCAUGCCGUGCCUUCCUCGAGAUGUGCCAUGUCCUCCUCAAAGUGUGCCAGGCCCUCCUCUAGCAGCACCAUGCCCUCCUCAAGAUGUGCCAGGACCUCCUCUAGCUGCGCCAUGCCCUCCUCACGGUGUGCCAUGCCCUCCUCUACCUGUGCCAUGCCUUUCUCGAGAUGUGCCAUGUCCUCCUCUAGCUGUGCCAUGCCUUUCUCACGGUGUGCCAUGUCCUCCUCUAGCUGUGCCACGUCUUCCUCGAGAUGUUCCACGUCCGCCUCAAGGUGUGCCAUGCCUUCCUCAAGGUGUGCCAUGCCAUCCACAAGCUGUGCCAUGCCCUCCUCAAGGUGUGCCAUAUCCUCCUCAAGGUGUGCCAUGCCUUCCUCAAGGUAUGCCAUACGGUCCUCAAGCUGUGCCAUGCCAUCCACAAGGUGUGCCAUCCCUUCCUCAAGCUGUGCCAUGCCCUCAGCAGAAUAUGCCAAGCCCACCUCAAAACUCAUCAUGGCCUCCUCAACACUCACCAAGCCCACCUCAAGAUUCACUCUGCCUAUGUCAGGACUUAUUGUUUCCACCUCAAGACUCAUCACGCCCACCUCAGGACUCCCUGGGCCUACCUCACAAUGUACCUGGCCCACCUCAAAGCAGAUCCUAUCCACAAGAUGUGACAUACCUGCGAGAUAUGCCACAGUCACUGCAAGAUGUGCCACAGUCAUCAGGAGACAUGCCACAUUCACCUAGAGGUAUGCCACACUCACCUAGAGAUAUGCCACACUUACCAGGAGAUGUGCCACUCUUGCCUGGAGACGUGACACACUCACCUGAAAAUGUGCUACACUCCCCUGGAGAUGUGCCACACUCACUUAGAGACCUGCCUGGCUUACCACAGGACAAGCGUAACCCUCCCCAGAAUGACAUACAGAGCCGUGACACCCCAAUGGAUAUUUCCGCUCCAUCCUCACAGAGCUGCUCUCCCAGUCCACAGUCUUCACAGUGUGAAACUCCUUUGGAGAAAGUUCCUUGGCUCUCUGUCCUUGAAACCCCAACCAGAAGAGAGAUAUCACUAUCAGAGCCCGCCAACCCCGAGCUUGCCCAGGUACAAGCACCAACCCCACGAGGUGGGUUGUCCAACAGACCAUGCCUGCAUAGACUGAAGUACUUCUUGCGACCUCCAGUGCAUCACCUCUUCUUCCAGACACUAAUACCAGAUAAAGACUCAAGAGAGAACAUGGGUCGAAAAUUAGAGCCCAUCCCUCAUCGAAGACUAAGAAUGGUGACAAACACCAUUGAAGAAAAUUUUCCCUUGGGAACUGUGCAGUUUUUGAUGGACUUUGUAUCACCCCAGCAUUACCCACCUGGAGAAAUUGUAGCUCACAUCAUCCAGAAAAUCCUGCUGAGUAGCUGUGAGACCGUGGAUGUCCUAAAGGAGGCCUACAUGCUUCUCAUGAAAAUUCAACAGCUACAUCCAGCCAACGCCAAGACAGUGGAGUGGGACUGGAAGCUGCUUACCUAUGUCAUGGAGGAAGAGGGACAGAAUCUGUCUGGGCGAGUCCUUUUUCUGCGUUAUGUGGUACAGACCCUGGAAGAUGACUUCCAGCAGAUCCUGAGGAGGCAACGACAGCACCUUCAGCAAUCCAUUGCAAGCACCAUGUUGUCCUGUGACAAGCAGCCCCACAACGUCAGGGAUGUUAUCAAGUGGCUGGUCAAAGCAGUAACUGAAGAUAGAUGGACUCAGCUCGCCAAUGGGAAUCAAACCCCUUCAGAAACAGGAACCUUGAAGGCCAACAGUAGCAACCCUUCUCCCCAGCCUAACCUGACAAAGAACAGCAAUCAGCUGAUUGUAUGCCAGCUGCAGAGGAUGUUGUCCAUAGCUGUGGAGGUGGACAGGACCCCCACCUGCAGCUCCAGUAAAAUUGCUGAGAUGAUGUUUGGGUUUGUGCUGGAUAUUCCUGAGAGGAGUCAGAGAGAGAUGUUCUUUACCACCAUGGAGAGCCACCUCCUGCGCUGCAAGGUGUUAGAGAUCAUAUUCCUGCACAGCUGCGAGACGCCCACCUGCCUGCCCUUGUCUCUGGCCCAGGCCCUCUAUUUUCUGAACAAUUCCACGUCAUUGCUCAAGUGCCAGUCAGAUAAAACCCAGUGGCAAACUUGGGAUGAGCUGGUUGAGCAUCUGCAGUUCCUAUUGUCCAGUUAUCAGCAUGUUUUAAGAGAACACUUACGGAGUUCAGUAAUCGAUCGAAAAGACUUAAUAAUAAAAAAGAUUAAGCCCAAGCCCCAGCAGGGAGAUGACAUCACAGUGGUGGACGUGGAGAAGCAGAUUGAGACCUUCCGUGGCCGUCUGAUCCAGAUGCUGGGAGAGCCACUCGUCCCGCAGCUCCAAGACAAAGUGCACUUGCUGAAGCUCCUGCUCUUCUACGCCGCAGACUUGAACCCCGAUGCAGAGGCCUCUGCAAAGGGCUGGAGCAAACCCUGAGGUCUUUCUAAGCACUGGACACCAAGAAUACCUCCUGAACUCUGUCUCCUUGCAAGUUCCGAAAGUACAAAAAGUAGUUGAAAACCUUACAGGACCAAACCUAUUUUAUCUGUAGGUUUUAAUAACUUUCUAACACUAGGAAAUAUCUUUUGAUAAUCCAAUCCUAGCCUGUUCUAAAAUAUGGCUUAAAUAUACAAGGUGUAUAUAUAUUUUUUAAUAAAUUAUUUAUCUAUACUUUUUUUGAAACAGGUAAUACUAUAUACACUAUAUGUUUAACAUUUCCAUUCAAGAUGUGAAAAAAUAAUCCCUCUCUGAACAAAUUCUAGACAUCAAGUUUAUGUCAUUCGAGGUACUGACGACCUGUUCCUGGAGAGGACAUAUGACUAUUCAUUUCUCCCUAAUGGAACACACAUAUCCCAUAUUAUUAGACCUAUUAUACUGUCUAUGCAUUUGAUUUUGUGGUCAGUCAUAAGAUCUAAUGUAAUUGAGGUGAGGGGGGUAAAGGACUGAAUUUGUUACAAAUAAUUUGAUGUUGAAAGGAUACAAUAAAAAGGCAAUGGUUUUUCAAAACACCAGGUUUACCAUGCUUAGGUUCCAUGACUAAGUAGGCAGAAUGUGACAGCUCUUUUUCCAAGAACAAAAAAAAAAAACAAAAACGCUGGCCACAUUUGAGAAAGUAGUAAGGACUUUUA
Choloepus didactylus (southern two-toed sloth) is the source of this 4057-nucleotide messenger RNA. RefSeq names its product SUMO interacting motifs containing 1 (gene SIMC1). The coding region runs from base 123 to 3365 and encodes 1080 amino acids. NCBI's taxonomy places the organism in Eukaryota, Metazoa, Chordata, Mammalia, Pilosa, Megalonychidae. The record is from RefSeq and is a predicted model, not a curated record. The transcript has 10 exons.